Molecule: messenger RNA, 2354 nt
Organism: Andrographis paniculata
Lineage: Eukaryota; Viridiplantae; Streptophyta; Magnoliopsida; Lamiales; Acanthaceae
Product: protein DETOXIFICATION 21-like
Exons: 10
Coding region: 257-2191 (644 amino acids)
Biological process (GO): xenobiotic detoxification by transmembrane export across the plasma membrane
Cellular component (GO): membrane
Molecular function (GO): xenobiotic transmembrane transporter activity; antiporter activity
Source: RefSeq, a predicted model, not a curated record
AGAACAGAUGCGCACGCAGAUUAUGCAGCUGACUGUGGGGGAGAGAGAGAGAGAGAGAGAGUGGGAGGAGUUACCGAUUCCAAGUCUGCAACCUCUAUAAAAGCAGAUCAAACAGUUACCAAUUUCAACAACGCAGAGAAAAUCAGUAAACGUAAAAGGAGCAGCGAGAACGAUCGAUCGAUCGUGAGGAGAGCGAUAGAUAGUUGUUGUUUGAAGCAAACCUUGAUCGAUUCAUAUUCAUUCUGUCGUGUAUUGCAUGGCGGCGUGGAGGCGCAACUUCGCCGGAGCGAGCUACAAAUUCCUCCCUACGGAUCAUCGCCGCCUCACCACCGACUCGGCGAUUUCCGAGCUCGACGAGUCAGAGAUCUGGAAUUCCGCCGCUCGCUCGCAGUCGCCGGAGUUUCGGAAGCAGAGCUUUAAGAAAAAUCCAUCGCCGGCGACGGCGGACGCGAGGAGAGGAUCGAAUGCACCGGCUUCGACGCCAGUGAACGUGCCGGACUGGUCGAAGAUACUGAAGCACGAGUACAGAGAGAAUCGGCGGAAGGAGUGCGACGACGAUGUGUACAGCGACGGAAACGGUAACCGCACUCCGCCGCACGAGUUUUUGGCGAGGACUCGAAUCGCGUCAUUGUCUGUGCACGAAGGCAUCGGGCGGACUCUGAAAGGCAGAGAUCUGAGCACGAAGGAGAUAAAAGGAGGUGGUUGGGAUAUGGAACGCAGUGAAAUUGAGGAAAAGCUGUUGGCGUCGACACUAGAAAAUGGAGGCGAAGACGGCGAGGAGACGACAAGUCUCGCCAGCAAGGUAUGGUCGGAGUCGAAGAAGAUGUGGAUCGUCGCUGGACCUGCAAUUUUCACCCGAUUUUCAACCUUUGGAAUAAAUGUCAUCAGCCAAGCGUUCGUCGGCCACGUUGGUGCUACCGAGCUUGCAGCCUAUUCUCUCGUCGCGACUCUUCUCACCAGAUUCGCCAAUGGAUUAACGCUUGGGGUUGCCAGUGGAUUCGAAACCCUAUGCGGACAGGCGUACGGCGCCAAGCAAUACCAUAUGCUGGGGAUAUAUCUACAGAGAUCGUGGAUUGUUCUAACCAUUACUGCAACUCUAAUCGUACCUAUUUAUGUUUUCUCAACUCCUAUAUUGAAAUCAUUAGGGCAGGAUGAAAUUAUCAGUGAAGUUGCUGGAAAAAUUGCUCUGUGGUUUAUUCCAGUUGUGUAUUCAUUCAUGGUGUCGUAUAGCUGCCAAAUGUUCUUGCAAGCGCAGAGCAAGAACAGGAUCAUUUCAUACUUGGCAGCUGCGUCAUUAACAAUCCACAUGAUCCUCUCUUGGCUUUUGACUUUCAAGCUUGGGUAUGGACUAACAGGCGCUCUAAUUUCGACUAUUUUGGCAUACUGGAUUCCGAAUUUGGGACAGCUUUUGUUUGUUAUCUCUGGAGGAUGUCGAAAAACAUGGAAAGGCUUUUCGACAUUAGCAUUCGAAGAUCUUUUUCCGGCCAUCAAGCUGUCUUUGUCCUCUGGUGCAAUGCUCUGUCUUGAACUAUGGUACAAUGCUAUAUUGAUUCUUCUCACAGGAAACUUGAAAAAUGCAGAGGUCGAAAUCGAUGCCCUUUCGAUUUGCCUUAAUAUCAAUGGCUGGGAGAUGAUGAUAUCACUCGGAUUCUUGUCUGCGGCUAGUGUUCGUGUUGCGAAUGAACUUGGCAUGGGAGAUUCGAAAGCUGCAAAGUUCUCUGUUGUGAACAUUGUGCUUACUUCAUUUGCAAUUGGUUUUGUGCUGUUUGUGAUCUUCCUCUUCCUCCGCGAACGCGUAGCUUAUAUAUUCACCGAGGACAAAGCUGUAGCAGCAGAAGUUGCUCGAUUAUCGCCUCUUCUUGCAUUUUCCAUACUCCUGAACAGCGUUCAGCCCGUUCUGUCUGGUGUGGCUAUCGGAGCCGGUUGGCAGUCCACUGUUGUUUAUGUGAACCUCGCGUCGUAUUAUUUGCUAGGAAUACCUCUCGGCUUCGUACUUGGUUACACCAUUGGAUUGCAAGUCGAGGGAGUUUGGAUUGGAAUGCUUGUCGGAACGUUGGUCCAAACUAUCGCCUUACUCAUUAUAACCCGGAGAACCGAUUGGGAUAAACAGGCAGCCAUUGCUAAAAUAAGAGUGAACAAGUGGUUUGUUGAAGAUGAAUCUGCUGAAAUAGCAGAAAACACAAUAAUGUGAUGGAGAGAAUCCAAGAGGUCGCAACCUGCCAUUUCGAAAAUAUUUGAUUUGUUGCUAUUUGCGAGCUGCAAUGAGUGGUCGCAAAAUGCGAAGCUCGCGUUUGUAUUUUUACACUUGCUAAACACUUUAGUUCUAGUUUGUUAAUGUAAAUAAUCCGUAUUUA